Messenger RNA from Hydra vulgaris (swiftwater hydra), 1294 nucleotides. Its product is annotated as tetracenomycin polyketide synthesis 8-O-methyl transferase TcmO. The record is from RefSeq and is a predicted model, not a curated record. NCBI's taxonomy places the organism in Eukaryota, Metazoa, Cnidaria, Hydrozoa, Anthoathecata, Hydridae. Gene Ontology annotation, molecular function: O-methyltransferase activity; S-adenosylmethionine-dependent methyltransferase activity. Gene Ontology annotation, biological process: methylation.
UAUUUUGUAUUAACAGAUAAAUGCACUUGGACGAUCUAUUUGUAAUUCUAAUGUUGAAUUUCGAUGCAUUAUUUUAUGUUUCCUUUAUUCUCCUACAUAAUUCUAAAACUACGAAACGUGCCAAACGAACCAAACGAUUAACUUAUACAGGAAAAAACUUUUAGUAUUUCUGUAAACAAAAAUGGAACAACAAAGUCAAAAACCAUCAUCCAAUAGCAUCAUGCAAAUUGGCACUGGUUUUUGGGCUUCGAAAGUUCUUUUGGGUGCAGUAAAGUUGGAGCUUUUCACAAAACUUGCUGAAAAAAAAACAAUGUCAGCCCAUGAAAUAAAAUCAAGUUUAGAGUUAAACUGUACCGACCGAAAUUUGUUUGAUUUUUUAGACACACUUACGACAUUUGGUUUUUUAGAGAGAGAAGGUUUACUUGAUACUGCAAUUUAUUCAAAUAACAUAAACACAGACUUUUUUUUGGACAAAAAGAAACUCACUUAUAUUGGUGGAUUUAUGCAAAUGCUAAACAACAGAUCGUAUAACAUUUGGGGUAACUUUGAAGAGGCAUUGUUAACUGGACGUCCGCAGAGUGAAGCAAAGAAUGGAGGAACUGUUUUUGAUUAUUUUUGUUUAGAUUCUGUAAAGUUAAAAGAGUUUAUACAUUCAAUGAGUGGUUUACAGAUGGAGAAUUUCAUUCUUCUAGCUCAAAACUUUGAUUUUUCAAAGUACAAAACAUUAGUUGAUAUAGGCGGCUCGGCAGGAAUAUUUUCUUUGAUGGUUGCAAAAAAUCACUCUCAUAUGAGCUGUAUUUCUUGGGAUUUAGCUCCAGUCACUCUGAUUGCCAACGAAGUUAUUGAAAACUAUCAAUUGCAAGAUCGUGUAAAAACAAAUUGCGGGGAUUUUUUUAAGGACGAAUUUCCCAAAGCCGAUAUUAUAACAAUGGGAAAUAUUUUACACGAUUGGGACGAGAACACCAAGUUAAUGUUGCUUAGAAAAGCUUACAACGCUUUGCCGGAGGGUGGAGUUUUUAUUGCUAUUGAAAAUGUAAUUGAUGACGAACGAAAGAAAAAUGCUGGUGGUUUGUUAAUGAGUUUGAAUAUGUUAGUUGAAACUGGAACUGGAUUUGACUACACAUUUGCUGAUUUUGAUUUAUGGUCUAAAGAAAUCGGAUUUAAAUCAACAUCGAUUAUUCCUCUUUCAGGGCCAACAAGUGCUGCAAUAGCUUUCAAAUAAAACACUUUAGUAUUAGAAUAGAUAAUAUUGGUGUAACGUUUUUAAUUUUUUCACAAUGAAAUUAUAAAACAA